Molecule: messenger RNA, 1145 nt
Organism: Austrofundulus limnaeus
Lineage: Eukaryota; Metazoa; Chordata; Actinopteri; Cyprinodontiformes; Rivulidae
Gene: washc3
Product: WASH complex subunit 3
Exons: 7
Coding region: 146-778 (210 amino acids)
Biological process (GO): exocytosis; actin filament polymerization
Cellular component (GO): WASH complex
Source: RefSeq, a predicted model, not a curated record
CGCAACAAGUCACGCGGGUAGUCACCUGAACUGUUUGUAAUUUUAGCUAAUGUAAUAUGACGUUUUGUAUCUAUUUCUUCUUUAAAUCUUUUGUAAUUUAGCCUGAGCUUUACUUUUUUUCUAACUGGAAGUAUAUUAAAAUAAAAUGGACGAGGACGGUCUACCAAUCGUGGGGUCAGGUGUUGAUCUGACUAAGGUUCCUGCUAUUCACCAGAGAAGAAUUGUYGCCUAUCUGAACCAGUUUGUUGUCCACACGGUUCGUUUCCUUAACCGAUUCUCCACUGUGUGUGAAGAGAAACUUGGAAACGUAUCUCUUCGGAUACAGCAAAUAGAAACCACUCUGAGCAUUUUAGAAGCAAAGUUGUCCUCUAUUCCAGGCCUGGACGACGUCACAGUAGAUGGACUCCACCAGCAGCACACUGCACAGACUAAUGGACCCAGCAGUGCCARUCAGAACCAAACUGAGGGUCCAGCCACAGGAGCACCUCCUCCCUCAGAGCCUGCUCACGCCUCAUCAGAGGCUGCACCUGCACAGAAAGCAGAAGUGGCUGCUGAGAAUGUCAUGACGGUAGCUAAAGACUCACGCUACGCUCGUUACCUAAAAAUGGUCCAAGUGGGGGUACCAGUGAUGGCCAUUCGGAAUAAAAUGGUGAUGGAGGGUUUGGAUCCCAGCCUGCUAGACACACCUGACGCACCUGUGCCCGACGUGGCAACGAGGAGCACGGAGGAUGAUGUCGGCGCCACCAGCUCAGACAGCGAAUCAUCUUUUAGCGACUGAAGGACACUAAUCAGUGAUUGUAAUUUUACUGUAAAAAUGGACUGAAAAGGAUUUGCUUGUAGUCAAAUCAGUCUCCCCAAUUUUGUUUUAUAGUUUUUUUUCUUUCCAAUUCUAUUAAUUUUCUUGAAAGAUAAGUCGUCUUUUUUUUUUUUUUAAUGUCUCAAAAGUCAAAAGCAUGCCUUCGUGCCUGCACUCCUAUCACAAGCCUGGACAAAGUUGCACCUAAAGGUACAUAAAUUUCUUGAAGCAGAUGUCUUAAAGUGUAAAAAUAAUUGUAAAAAAUGAAAAGUGCUGUGAAUGUAUGAAAAAGCAAUGUAUAAAGCACUUUGUUCUGAUUUUUCACUAAUAAACACACAUUGUUAUAAAA